Messenger RNA from Closterium sp. NIES-65, 1308 nucleotides. NCBI's taxonomy places the organism in Eukaryota, Viridiplantae, Streptophyta, Zygnematophyceae, Desmidiales, Closteriaceae. The record is from the annotation of a GenBank genome assembly.
AUGAGGCCAGCCAGCCACUCACUCACACUGAACCGCGUCUCUCCUCCGUGGCUCCGCCUCUUCCCCCCUUCUGGUUUUGAGGCGCCUCAAAACUUGGCCUCCGUGGCUCCGCCCCUUGCCCUUUUGUGCAGAGAUCUGUCUGCGGCCAUCAGUGGCAACCGAGCUGUCAGUGGGCAUGUCAAGGGGCGAUACCAUGACAUGAUGAAGCCAGAGUCCUCACAGCUAGAGACCUUUCUGCAGCCAUCGGUGGCGAAGAGCCGUCAGUCAGUGGGCAUGUCAAGGGAGAUCUAUCUGAAGCCAUCAGUGGCGAACGAGCUGUCAGUGGACAUGUCAAGGGGCGAAACCAUGCGCAUUAAUCUGGACGUGACCUUCCCGCACCUUGGCUGUGCCAUUCUCAGUCUAGACGCCAUGGAUAUCAGUGGGGACCAGCACCUCGACGUGGUCCAUAACGUGUACAAGCGGCGGCUGGACAAGAAUGGGCGGCCGAUAGAGUCACAGGGGACGAAGCACGAGGUGGGGGCGAAGCAUGAGCCGGUGAAGCUGAAGGACAAGCACGGCAACGAGGUGGACGAGAAGCACGAGAACCUGUGUGCGAGCUGCUACGGUGCUGAGGAGCACGAGCACGACUGCUGCAACACUUGCGACGAAGUGAGGGAAGCGUAUCGUAAGAGAGGGUGGGCGUUCACCAACCCAGACUCCAUCGAGCAGUGCAAGAAGGAAGGCUUUACCGAGACCAUCAAGGCGCAGGAAGGCGAGGGGUGCAACAUGUACGGGUUCCUGGAGGUGAACAAGGUGGCAGGGAACUUCCACUUUGCGCCGGGGAAGAGCUUUCAGCAGGGAGGCUUGCACGUGCAUGACCUCAUGCCCUUCCAGCACAUGACGUUCAAUGUAUCGCAUGUGAUCAACUCGCUCUCCUUUGGAGCCAAGUUUCCAGGCCUAGUCAACCCCCUAGACGGGGUGAAAUGGAUACAGGAGAAGGACCCCGGCAUGUAUCAGUACUUCAUCAAGAUCGUGCCAACCCUAUACACGGACGUUUCAAACCACACCAUUUCAACCAACCAGUUUUCAGUGACGGAGCACUUCCGGCCGUCAGAGAUGGGUCACAGCCUGCCAGGCGUUUUUUUCUUUUACGACCUCUCACCCAUCAAGGUUCGCUUCACAGAGCAGAACACAUCCUUCCUCCACUUCCUCACUAAUGUCUGCGCAAUCAUAGGAGGAGUGUUCACUGUGACUGGGAUAAUAGAUGCUGUGGUUUACCAUGGGCACAAGGCUAUCAAGAAAAAGAUGGAAUUGGGAAAGCUUAGCUAA